Lichtheimia ornata is the source of this 1017-nucleotide messenger RNA. RefSeq lists its product as uncharacterized. The record is from RefSeq and is a predicted model, not a curated record. The transcript is spliced from 4 exons. Gene Ontology annotation, molecular function: pectinesterase activity. Lineage: Eukaryota; Fungi; Mucoromycota; Mucoromycetes; Mucorales; Lichtheimiaceae. Gene Ontology annotation, biological process: cell wall modification. Bases 1 to 1017 code for a protein of 338 amino acids.
AUGUGCUAUGGGUGUUUAGUGGCUAUUGCUGCACCCACCAAGGCCGAUAACGUUGUCAAGGUCAAUCAGCAUGGUGAUGGAAAUGGUCAUUUUCAUACUAUUGGGGAUGCGCUCAAAUCCCUUCCAGAUAACUCGGAUACAUACGUUAUUGAGAUUGAGAGCGGUGUAUACGAAGAACAACUGGUGAUUGAUAGAUCAGGUCCAGUGGUCUUGCGUGGCAAUACCAAAAAUGGCCAGCGUUCUUCAUACAAGGACAAUACAGUAACGAUUGCGUGGAACUCGACGGCAACCAAUGGCGUGAGUGAUGAGGAUUCCUCGGUGGUGUUGGUUAAGAAUGAUGGCUUUCGAGCCUACAACAUCAACUUUAAUCAAACCUAUGGGCUAUCAUUCUCAGGUCCACAAUCCGUAGCAGUGACCGUGGAUGGUGACAAGGCAGUGUUUGACCAAUGUUUAUUUACCAGCUAUCAAGAUACUUUAUUUGUUGGCAAUCGAUCAUGGACGGGUCGCCAAUACUUCAAGGAGAGCUAUAUUGCUGGUGCUGUGGACUUUAUCUUUGGCAAUGCAUCGAGCUACUUUGAUCGCUGCAUCAUCGCAUCGAAUGGUCCUGGUCACAUCUCAGCCCAAAAGCGUCAAUACCAUGAUGAAAAUGAAGCUAUUCCCUCGGCCAUGAUUUUCAAUGAGUGCCAAAUUAUCACCGAUCCGAACACAAAUGGGGUCGAUCUCACACAAAAAGUCGAUCUUGGCCGACCAUGGAGGAAAUACGCCAAGGUGGUGUACAUGAAUUCAUAUAUUGGUGAUCACAUCAAGCCAAAAGGAUGGGGCGAUUGGUAUUCAAGUACUCUUGGUGAUUACUCAAAUGUUGAGUACUAUGAAUACAAUAACACAGGACCUGGUUCAUGGCAAGAGAACAUGGAUGCUCGAGCCGAGGUGAAUUACACACGUCUUAUUAAUGAAGAAGAAGCUAAAGAGUAUACGCUUGAUGCAUGGUUUCAUUCUGAUCUUUCAUGGCUAAACUAG